Molecule: messenger RNA, 4542 nt
Organism: Magnusiomyces paraingens
Lineage: Eukaryota; Fungi; Ascomycota; Dipodascomycetes; Dipodascales; Dipodascaceae
Exons: 2
Coding region: 1-4542 (1513 amino acids)
Biological process (GO): mitochondrial transcription
Cellular component (GO): mitochondrial DNA-directed RNA polymerase complex
Molecular function (GO): mitochondrial promoter sequence-specific DNA binding; DNA-directed RNA polymerase activity
Source: RefSeq, a predicted model, not a curated record
AUGAAAUCCAUCUAUAAGCUCUCAGGUAUAAAUCGCAACCCUGCUGUCACAGUGGCUCUGCGGUCAUCGUCAGCUUCGACCUUUACCUGCAGCAUUCAUCGUAGAGCCUUCACCAGCUCAGCUGCUGCCUUGUCUGCUGUCAAAAUCCAAAGUCCCUCUCGUGGCUUCAAAACUGAUUCCACCACAAACCAGGCUCUGUCUGGUUCAACGACCUCCUUUGCGUCGUCUCUUCAUUCAGAUCCACUGUUUUCCACAUCUUUUGACCGAUCAAAACAAUCGUCGUCAUCACCAUCAAGCACAUCGCCACCCUCCUCUACUACAUCAUAUAUGCCUGGUCUUAACACAACUUCAUGGUCCUCGCCACACGACUCUAUCAAUCGCCACCAGUUCCUUAAGGACUACUCACACCUGUGGACACUGCUCGAGGCGUGUCUCGAGUCUGGAAACUUUGAGCGCGCCGAGCACGUUCUCAUCUCCUUUAGCGAGCACUCUGAUUCAAAAGACCUCACCAUGGCGGUCAACAACUACCUUCUACGUCUGUCUGAGCUCAACAGCAAGGAUAGCAAUGUCUCCCAAACGUGGCUCCGCAAUAUUUCCCGCAAAAUCCCAAAGUUCUCUCCUGAUACUAUCACUCGUGCAAUCAUUCUUAAAAAUAAGUGCUUGCACUAUGACUACGAAGAGUCGAAAAUUGCAAGCUAUAUUCGCCAAUACUCAACCGAUAUUUUAAAGCACGUCGAUGUGCUUGGCAUUGACAUGAUUGCAAAGAUUGUCAAGGUCUGCGAUAUUCCUCUGUCUGAUAUUGACCCUCAGUUUAGAAGUCUUGUUCAGGCUGUUUUGGAAAUCCCCAAAGAAUCUAACGUUGAUGCUUCGGUUGAUACCACUUCUGAUGCUACUUCUGCUCCCAACGCCACCACAGAGCCCACCAAACAAGCUUCCGAAGCAAAGGCCGAUAAAGACUUGACCACUCAGCGUGAACAACAAGAAGCCAUAAACACCAAACUCGCGAGUUUUGACAUUGAUUCCAUCAAGUCUCUCAGCAAACCUGGUGUUGAGAACUUAAACGCCGUGGACUCAUUCGGUCUCAAGGCUAUCCAGCAUACUCUCUCGGGCUUUGCCUCCAAUAGUGAGCAAUUUAAUGGCGUUCUCGACAAGAUCAUCCCCUUUGCAUCUGAAAAAAAUGUCAAUAAUACAAACUACAUUGACUUUUACAAGAUGGUUCAACAAAUGGAAAGCCCAGAAAGCAAAGCAACUUUAGAGGAAAAGGAAAAGUUCUACGAGGCUUUUGAAAGCUACAACAUUGCUCGUCAAAAAACUAUUGAGCGCAGAGGUCUCGAAGGUGCUAACCUCAAAUGGAAACACUCUCAUGAGCAAAUGCGCCAAGCCGGUGCUCUUGCGCUGAAACCUCUCGAGGCUCUUCUCUGGGAAUGGAACCUGGCCAUGCAGCCUCUGCUCGAGCAGGAAUUUGCUCGUAUCAAAGAGGUGGUCAAGUACACAACCACUCGCAAGGCUAAGGAUGCACACAAAAAGGCUGUCGCUGCUGCUGCUGCUUCUGCUUCUUCUGCCACUUCUAAAAAGACUGCUGAAGAUGAUCUUCUUGAGUUUGUUGAAGGUGAAAACGAGGAUAUUGACUUGUCAAUUUCUGACCGCUUCGAGUAUGGUCCUUAUCUGUUGCUUGUCAACUCUCAAAAACUCGGUAUUCUUACCAUUCUCGAAAUUCUCAAGCUUGUUUCCACCGGUGGCAUCCAAGAGGGUAUGAGAACCGCACGUGCCGUUCUCUCUGUCGGUAAGGCUGUCGAGAUGGAGUACAAGAUUGCAAAAGCUUCCAAGCGUGAAAAGGACAUUUUUGGUGGUCUUUCCCCAGAAUCCCUUUCUGACCAAUCCUCUGUUUCUGCUCUCCACGACAAGAUCAAGGAAUCAAACCUUUCGAAUCAAGUUUCCUGGCCCUCUUCUAUCCGUGCCAAGGUCGGCUCUCUGCUAAUCUCUCUUCUGAUACACGUUGCCAAAGUCCCUGUCACUGGUAAGGACCCUGUUACUGGCGAUGUUGUCACCGGUAAGGCCCCCGCCUUUUUCCACUCUUACCAGUACCAAGGUGGUAACAGAGUCGGCGUACUCAAGGUCCACAACUUUCUGUCUAAGUACAUUUCCGGUGAUACCCCCUCCAACUUCUUACAACCCCAGCUCUUGCCCAUGCUUGUCAAGCCCCGACCCUGGAAGUCGUGGCGUAGUGGUGGUUACAUUUACUCCACCAGCUCCAUCAUGCGUGUCAAGGAUGCCCCUGAACAAAUUGCAUAUCUCCGAGCAGCCUCUGACAACGGUGAUCUCGAGCAAGUCUACGAGGGCUUGAACGUUCUCGGUGAUACCGCCUGGACCAUCAACACCCCAAUCUUCAAGGUUGUGUCUAAAGUCUGGAACACAGGCAAAGAAUUUUUGGAAAUUCCUAAUGAGCCUGGCCCACUCCAGGCCCCACAAGCCCCUCCCCGUGAUGCAGACCCACAAGUGCGUCGUUCGUGGCUUCGUGAAUGCCGCAAGAUUCAUAAUGAGCACACUGCCAAGUACUCGCAACGCUGUGACACCAACUACAAGCUCGAAAUUGCUCGCGCAUACCUCGGUGAGCGCUUUUAUCUCCCACACAAUAUGGAUUUCCGUGGUCGUGCGUACCCCCUCUCUCCUCAUUUGAAUCAUCUGGGUAAUGACCUGUCACGUUCGCUUCUCAUGUUUUGGGAAGGCCGCCGACUCGGUGAGAGCGGUCUGCGAUGGCUCAAGAUUCACACUGCCAAUGUGUUUGGUUAUGACAAGUUUUCAUUUGAAGAACGUGAACAGUUUAUCGACGAGCACAUGGGAGAUGUCUUUGAUUCUGCAGAGCAUCCUCUUGAUGGCGAGGGUUGGUGGCAACAGGGUACCGAUCCUUGGCAGACUCUUGCUGCGUGUAUGGAGCUGACCAAUGCCAUGUCUCUUUCCAACCCUGAGGACUAUAUCAGUCACUUGCCUGUUCACCAGGAUGGUACAUGUAAUGGUCUGCAGCAUUAUGCUGCUCUCGGUGGUGAUAUUGAGGGUGCGCGACAGGUCAACUUGGUCCCCAGUGAGCGGCCCCAGGACGUUUAUUCCAAGGUUCUGGAAAUUGUCCAACGCUACGUCAAUGCAGAUGCUGAAGAAGGCCACCCACUGGCAGAGCUUCUCAAAGACAAGCUUGCUCGUAAGGUUGUCAAGCAAACCGUCAUGACUACAGUCUAUGGUGUGACAUUUAUUGGUGCUCGUGCCCAAAUUGCAUCACAGCUCAAGGAUAAAGAAGGCAUUGAUGAGACUCAGGUCUACGAAUGCUCAGUCUACCUCACCCGUAAAGUCUUUUUGGCUGUGCGCUCGCUGUUUGAGGGUGCACACUUAAUUCAAGACUGGCUGGGCGAUUCUGCAGCCAAGAUUGCAAAAUCUGUGCGUCUUGACAUUGACACGCCCUCGCGCCGUAACGGCAACAGACCCGACUUUAUGUCAUCAGUUAUCUGGACCACACCUUUGGGUCUGCCAAUUGUGCAGCCUUACCGUGAACAAAAGAGACUUCAAGUCGCCACCCGCUUGCAAAGUGUGCAGCUGGUCGAUCCUUAUGCUCUGCGUGGAGUUAACGCACGAAAGCAAAAGACAGCUUUCCCUCCUAAUUAUGUCCACUCGCUCGAUGCCAGCCAUAUGCUUUUGUCAGCUGCCGAGUGCGGCCGUCAAAAUCUGCAGUUUGCAUCUGUCCACGAUUCCUACUGGACUCACGCUGCCGACAUUGACAAGAUGAAUGUCAUCUUGCGUAACGCCUUCAUCAACCUGCACGAGGUAGAUCUGAUUGCACAGCUUAAGAAUGAGUUUGAUCAGAGAUAUGGUGGUAUGCUUGAGUAUGCUGAGAUUCCACGUCACUCAGUGAUUGCUCAACGCAUCAUCAAGGCUCGCCAAGAUCUGGCCGCCAUUUAUCGUGCCCGUGAGGAAGAGGAGGAGCAGCAGAGCUGGACCGAUGCUCCCAAGCGCGGCCGCAAGAAAAAGGCCAAGAAGUCGGCCUCAUCAACUAACCUGACAGUUGCCGAGGAAAUUGCAAUUGAGCGCGAGCGUAUCGAUCUGCUAUCGUCACCAGAGCCCGAGGAUGUUGCUCGGGGUCAAUCGAUGGUCACACCUCUUAGCAUUGUGGAAUCGCUGGAACCUGAAGAGCUGGACGCGCUUAUUAAAGAAGCAAACUCUACCAAGAAGCAGCGCUCUGUCAAGUCCAAGACUUCGUCGUUCAUCAAGUCAACUGAGCACUCUGGUAGUGGCUACGACAAACAGGCGAGUGCUGCAGCCGCUGCAGAGGAAGAUAUUGAUCUUCUUGAUGAUGUUGAGGAAGACAUUAUUGAUGAAGUUAUGGGUGAUGAAGAAUCUGGUGCUACAACCAAGAAGACCCCUAAGCUGGACUCACUGGCAAGUGCAAAGUCCAGCACAAGUGUUGGUGUUUUCAUCAGACUCAAGGUGGACGCUGUUCCUCCCAAGGGAACAUUUGACGUCAAGGAACUGAGAAAGAGUAAAUACUUUUUCUCUUAA